Messenger RNA from Chaetura pelagica (chimney swift), 1344 nucleotides. RefSeq names its product eukaryotic translation initiation factor 2, subunit 1 alpha, 35kDa (gene EIF2S1). NCBI's taxonomy places the organism in Eukaryota, Metazoa, Chordata, Aves, Apodiformes, Apodidae. The record is from RefSeq and is a predicted model, not a curated record. Gene Ontology annotation, molecular function: RNA binding; ribosome binding; translation initiation factor activity. Gene Ontology annotation, cellular component: eukaryotic translation initiation factor 2B complex; multi-eIF complex; eukaryotic 48S preinitiation complex. The transcript has 7 exons. The coding region runs from base 1 to 948 and encodes 315 amino acids.
AUGCCGGGACUAAGCUGUAGAUUUUACCAGCAUAAAUUUCCAGAGGUGGAUGAUGUAGUGAUGGUCAACGUUCGGUCCAUUGCUGAAAUGGGAGCCUAUGUCAGCCUGCUGGAGUACAACAACAUUGAAGGCAUGAUCCUUCUCAGUGAGCUUUCCAGAAGACGUAUUCGUUCCAUAAACAAACUCAUCCGCAUUGGGAGGAAUGAAUGUGUCGUGGUCAUAAGAGUUGACAAAGAGAAAGGCUAUAUUGACUUGUCAAAAAGAAGAGUUUCUCCAGAGGAGGCACUCAAAUGUGAAGACAAAUUCACAAAAUCAAAGACUGUUUACAGCAUCCUUCGCCACGUUGCUGAAGUCUUGGAGUACACUAAGGAUGAGCAGCUUGAGAGUCUGUUCCAGAGAACUGCCUGGGUCUUUGAUGACAAGUACAAAAGACCAGGAUAUGGUGCCUAUGAUGCAUUCAAGCAUGCAGUCUCUGACCCCGCAAUCCUGGAUAGCCUGGAUCUGACAGAGGAAGAGAGACGUGUACUGAUUGACAACAUUAACAGGCGUCUAACACCACAAGCAGUCAAAAUCCGAGCCGAUAUUGAGGUGGCCUGUUAUGGUUAUGAAGGCAUAGAUGCAGUAAAAGAAGCUUUGAGAGCAGGAUUAAACUGUUCCACAGAGAACAUGCCCAUUAAAAUUAAUCUGAUAGCCCCUCCUCGUUAUGUGAUGACUACUACAACACUGGAGAGAACUGAAGGACUGUCUGUUCUGAAUCAAGCCAUGGCUGUAAUUAAAGAAAAAAUUGAGGAAAAGAGAGGAGUCUUUAAUGUGCAGAUGGAGCCUAAGGUGGUAACUGACACAGAUGAGACUGAACUUGCAAGGCAGUUGGAAAGACUGGAGAGGGAAAAUGCAGAAGUGGAUGGAGAUGAUGAUGCUGAAGAAAUGGAAGCCAAAACUGAAGACUAACUGUUCUGGAAAAUUGAAAAAAGAGACCAUACAAAAAACUGGAGACCCUGUUGCAAACACUCUGAGCUAAAUGUUUCCAGUAUUGACAACUUCAAAUGCAAAUGCUUGAAGUGUUUUACUGUUUAAAAAAGGCCAAUAUGUGAAAGGCUCUUCUGAAUAAUAUUUGAUGCAGCAGCUUGCACAAAUUGAAUCCUUUGAAGUGAACCUGUCUAGUCAAGUUCAAGGCACAAAUCUGGCCAGAGGGAGGUUGAAGCUCCAUGCUUAACAUUUUCAUACAUAACAAUUCCUAAUUGGUGAUUUACAGCUCAGUGGAAGCACCAAAACAAAGCAAGCUGAACAGUUCUAUACAGAAUGUAUUUGACUAAAUAUUGAAUAAAUUUCUGGGCUAUGUAACUC